AUGUCUCCCUCGGUGGACGAAGCCGGGAGUCUGUCUCCAACCAACUCUCGCGAUGACGAUGAGAACUCGCAGCACCCUCGUAAGCGUCAGCGUGUCCGCUUGAGCUGCCUGGAGUGUCGUCGGAGGAAGUUAUCCUGUGACAGAGGCUACCCCUGCCAGCGGUGUCUGAAAAGCGGCACGCCGGAUCGCUGCACCUACGAAACCAAGUCGGGAGUUGUCUUGAACGCAAGCUCCGGUGUUCCGCCUGCGUUUGCUCAGCUCGACUCACGCAGAAAUGGCGAAUUGGUCAUGCCUGGCAAGGAGGCCGACAUGUCCGUCAUCCGCGAGGCAGCUAAGGACCACGACCGUAUACGCCGCCUUGAGCUGGAGGUUUCUCAGCUCAAAACUCAACUCACACGACAGGCCAUGUCCUCAUUCGACGGAAGCACCGUAGCCGGUACCAACUCACCACUCACUCAAAAGGACGAGACCAGUGAAGCGCCCGCGGAUCCCUGCGCGAACAACUCGGAAAUGCAGUCUUGCUGGCAUCAGUACAGCGAUGGGGACAAGUCCGAGCUCCGCUUUUUCAGGGGGAAGGAGUUCAGGACGCGGUAUUUUGGGCCUCACAACGCGACGAUGGCGUUCAUCGAGUUGACCGGACUGUGUCCCUUCAUGAAGGAGACCGCAGAUGAGUGGCUGAAGCCGGUCAAGGCUCAUGACCGGAAAGAUCGCAAGAAGCGUAAGGAGGAUCGGGACAAGUUUUAUCUCCAGCCCGACCCUCGGCUCGAGUCUCUGCUUCCACCCAAAGACCACUGUGAUGCCCUGGUGGAGGUCUACAUUGACCAGUUCGAGCAAAUGCACCGCAUCAUCCACAUUCCUACGUUCCGUAGGGAAUACUCACAGUUCUGGGAGAACCCGACCGAAUCCCGCUACGCCGCGCUCACUGCUCUCGUCUUGGCAAUCUGCGCCGUUGCAAAUUGCAUCCACACCCAUGAGUCUUUGAGGUUCACGGGCAUGAUUUCGAAUGCGCACACUACUGCCGAGAAAUGGAUCAAGGCUGUCGAAGAGUGGCAGAGCCGUCAGAGCAUGAAGCACCGGAAACUCAUUCACUACCAGAUCGCCUGCUUGUUGUAUCUCAGCAAGCGGGUUAACACGGUGAAGAAGAAGCGCUUUUGGACGAACUCGGGAGCUCUCAUCCAGGAUGGAAUUUCAGUCGGCUUGCACCGGGAGCCUAGCCACAUGUCGGGCAAGAUCUCAGUGUACAACCAGGAGAUGAGACGGAGGAUAUGGGCAACGGUUCAGGAGUUUGACAUGCAAGCCUCCUUCGACCACGGCCUGCCCACGCUGGUGAGCCAGCUGCACUACGAUGUGCAACCGCCGAGGAAUUUGGACGAUGAGGAUUUUGACGAGGACACCACCCAACUGCCUCCGUCCAAACACGGGAAGGAAUAUACUUACUCCUCUUACCAGAACCUGGCCCGUCAGAGUCUGCCCCUGCGCAUGGAGUUGAGCCGGCUUCUCUGCGGGCCGCCAGGAGAGAUAGACUAUGAUCAAGUCAUCCGAUACACGAACGACAUUACGCACGAAAUCGACUCUUUGCCCUCGUGGGAACACAACAACAACAACACACACGGCGGCAAGCGCCCACUUCUCGCCUACACUCUACUUCACAUCCAGCUCCGCCAGUACAUCAUCCCCCUCCACCAACCCUUCCUCAAGCUGCGCAAAUCCAACGCCAAGUACCAGUACUCGGAAAUCAUCUACUACAACGCCGCGCGAGACAUUGUUCUUCUGCACGACAAGCUCUAUGAGCAGGGCAUCCGUUGCCUCAACUUCCUCCGCGAAGACGCUCUCACAACGGCCGUCAACCUCUGCAGCGUCACCAUGCUGCAGCCGCGCGGCUCCACGAAUAUGAUCAUGAUCAACUCCCAACACACUGUCAAGCUCCUCGAGAAGUGUCUGUCCAUGAAGGAAGAUAGACUCCUCCGUUGCGGCAACACCGAGCCGUGGGGCUACUCCAUCAUGUGCUCGGCCCUCGGCCUGCUCGAGGCGCAUCUGGGCACAAAGACGACUGAACAGGCCAAGGCCUCGUCCGCGGAGCGAUUUGUCAACCUGCACUACAAGCUGCUGGCGAACCAGGAGCCCCCGGUGUCGAGUCAGCAAUCGGAACUCUCCAAGAUCCCCGGCUUGGAGGUUCCGGAGAGACCAAAGGUGAGCAUCCCCGACUUCCUCCCGGCGUCGUCGUCGGGCAUUGAGCAGCUGCUGACCCACCUCUCAAAGUCGGUCACGCCAUUCUCAUUCCAGGGUUAUCCGUCGUCGCAGAACACUGUCGACGGACUCCUGCCUCAGCCGCUGCCGUGGAUGCCCUCAUCCAUCGACCCGCAGGUGAGUCUUCACGGCGACUUCUCCCCAGCACUCGUCGCUGACAGUGUGUUGGCAAAGGCGCAGUCGUUCAAUCCCGACUUUAGUCUUGAAGCUCUGGGAUUGAACUUGAACGAGUUGUGGGGAGAGUCGUGGGACUUUAGCUGA
Molecule: messenger RNA, 2508 nt
Organism: Colletotrichum spaethianum
Lineage: Eukaryota; Fungi; Ascomycota; Sordariomycetes; Glomerellales; Glomerellaceae
Product: transcription factor lepE
Exons: 2
Coding region: 1-2508 (835 amino acids)
Biological process (GO): regulation of transcription by RNA polymerase II; DNA-templated transcription
Cellular component (GO): nucleus
Molecular function (GO): DNA-binding transcription activator activity, RNA polymerase II-specific; RNA polymerase II cis-regulatory region sequence-specific DNA binding; zinc ion binding
Source: RefSeq, a predicted model, not a curated record